GUGACUAAUUUUUAUACAGCACUUGAGGGUCUAAACCCAAUUGAAAGUACUACUAACUGUAGUACUUUCUUAUUUUACCUACAACCAAGACGAUAUAAUACGCUUUUGAGACUACUGUAAUCAAGAAUAUCCACGAAGACAGUAUUGUCUUCCAAGAUGGCAUCCCAACUUCUACCUUUAGAACUCAUCGACAAGUGUGUCGGCUCGAGGAUAUGGGUCAUUAUGAAGGGUGACAAGGAAUUCAGCGGAACCCUACUUGGUUUUGAUGACUACGUCAACAUGGUCCUGGAAGAUGUGACCGAAUUCGAUUACUCUGGAAACCACACAAAGCUAUCCAAGAUACUGCUUAACGGCAACAACAUCUGCAUGUUAAUACCGGGAGGAGAGGGCCCUGUAGCUACAUGAUUAGGCCAAGAACUAAAUGGCCAGUUCCGAGACUAAUGAGGAGAUGCAAUUGAUGACGAAGCAUAGCUAAAUACCAACAAUGCAUCAGAUCGAUUAUGAAGAAGCAAACAUCUCAAGAAUCACGACGACAGCCUAAUUAGAGAUGCAAGGUC
Messenger RNA from Annulohypoxylon truncatum, 557 nucleotides. RefSeq names its product like-Sm domain-containing protein. Lineage: Eukaryota; Fungi; Ascomycota; Sordariomycetes; Xylariales; Hypoxylaceae. Gene Ontology annotation, biological process: mRNA splicing, via spliceosome. Gene Ontology annotation, molecular function: RNA binding. Bases 157 to 405 code for a protein of 82 amino acids. The transcript has 6 exons. Gene Ontology annotation, cellular component: U6 snRNP; U4/U6 x U5 tri-snRNP complex; Lsm1-7-Pat1 complex. The record is from RefSeq and is a predicted model, not a curated record.